AUGUCUGUAAUAUAUAUUAAUGAGAAGAAAAUUUUUAGUACAAUAUUUUCACUAUUUGAUUUUGGUCUUUCAACAAUUAUGAGUGGAUUUAUUUUGGUAUUUACUAGUGCUAACCGUAGAUAUUCACAUUUUUCUGAAGAAUUUACUGUUAUAUCAGCUAUACUGACACAUAUACCUUCAAUAUUUCUAUAUAUGGAUCUAAUUAUAUUUCAAUAUAGCAGCUCAUUAUUUUCAAAUAUAUUUGAUGAUAGUAAAUUAGCUUUUAAUACAGGUCCAAAUAAGACUCAAGAAGAUCACUUUAGCUCAGUUUACAAUUGGUGUAUAGGAGGUAUUGUAUUAUCAAUAUGCUACAUAACAAUUUUAUCAACACGAGAUAUUAUAGUAGAUAUAUUUAGCUGCUAUGAAAUACGCAAUCAUGAUACUGAAAGGGAUUCUAAUCAAGAGUAUAGAAAUGAGACAGUAAUUAGACAAUUGGGUAGUUGGGCAGAAAAUAUCAAUAGUCCUUUACUAAUUUCUAGUUCAAAUGCUUCAUCUAACCUACUUGUAUUGCCAAAUAGAAUUCAUCCUAUGAAUAUAUAUUGGUUACGUCCAUUUGUAAGAAAUAAUUGGCUUUCAAAUAGUUUACAAUACAUAUCUUUAUUAGAUGAUGAUGAUUCAUAUUUAAGUGAUUUCCAAUUUGCCUUUGUUAAAUCAUUAUUUUAUGUUCCAAGGGUAAUUCCAUCACAUAUUACAUAUUCAUGGUUAUAUGGAGAGAAAAUAACAAAAUUUUUGCCAUUAAUUAUAUUUUUAAGUGUAUUUCUUAUUCAUCAGAUUAGUGAUUUAUUUUUAAGAUUCUCAACAAUAUGUAUUUUGAGUCAGUAUUCAUAUUGGCCAUGGAAUUUUUUUGUUAUUUUCCUUAUUCAAACUCUUGUUAUUAGUAUAUGUUUUACUUUUUCAAAUUCUCCAAUGACAAAUUUGCUUGUUGGAAUAUGUGUAAUUGUAACUGGAGCAUUCCCACUAAUGUAUAGUUCACAAAAGAGAAUAAAACAUUCAACUAACAUUACAAAUUCUCUUAUUAAUAUCCGAACAAUAGAAUUUACAUGUUUACUAGUUCUUUAUCUCAUUUCACCAGAUUCAAUUACAUCAAAGGAGUCACUUUGGUUUAACUUUUUAAAUGAUAGUUAUGAUUAUACUUCUAGAAAAGAGAGUAACAAUGUGAAUGGCAUAAUUAACUCUUCAAAAUUUUACAAUUCAGAUAUAAAUGUCAAAAAAUUCUAUUGGUUCUCUAUUGUUGUCUUUUUCAUGCAUCAAAUAACAAAAUAUUCCCUAUACAAAAUUUCAUCUAUUCGGAUCAUACGAGAUAGUGCAACAGAUGAGUCACUAAAUAUUUAUGAUCAUUCUAUUUAUAUAUCUUAUUUACAGUUUAUAUAA
This is a messenger RNA of Cryptosporidium muris RN66, 1410 nucleotides long. RefSeq lists its product as uncharacterized. The record is from RefSeq and is a predicted model, not a curated record. NCBI's taxonomy places the organism in Eukaryota, Apicomplexa, Conoidasida, Eucoccidiorida, Cryptosporidiidae. The transcript has a single exon. Bases 1 to 1410 code for a protein of 469 amino acids.